This is a messenger RNA of Branchiostoma belcheri (Belcher's lancelet), 430 nucleotides long. RefSeq names its product late histone H2B.L4-like. NCBI's taxonomy places the organism in Eukaryota, Metazoa, Chordata, Leptocardii, Amphioxiformes, Branchiostomatidae. The record is from RefSeq and is a predicted model, not a curated record. Bases 16 to 381 code for a protein of 121 amino acids. Gene Ontology annotation, biological process: nucleosome assembly. Gene Ontology annotation, molecular function: DNA binding; structural constituent of chromatin; protein heterodimerization activity. Gene Ontology annotation, cellular component: nucleosome. The transcript has a single exon.
UAGAACGAUUAAGCAAUGCCGCCGAAAGGAGGAGGAAAAGCCGCCAAGAAGGCCGGAAAGGCCAGGCCCGCUGGAGCCAAGGGCAAGAGGAGGAGAAGGAGAAAGGAGUCCUUCGGUGUCUACAUCUACAAGGUGCUCAAGCAGGUGCAUCCCGACACCGGUGUCUCCAGCAAGGCAAUGGGCAUCAUGAACUCCUUCGUCAACGAUAUCUUCGAGCGUAUCGCUGGUGAGGCUUCUCGCCUGGCUCACUACAACAAGCGCUCCACCAUCAGCAGCCGGGAGAUCCAGACCGCCGUGCGUCUGCUGCUGCCUGGCGAGCUGGCCAAGCACGCCGUCAGCGAGGGCACCAAGGCCGUCACCAAGUACACCAGCUCCAAGUAAACCGCCUGACCGCCCGACCAGUAUAACCCGGCCCUUUUCAGGGCCACCC